AUGGCAGCAACCAACGGAGAUGUUAUCGUAGCUCCCGAUGAUAAUGAUGUUGCCGAUCAAGACUCCUCUUUUGGAAGUGUAUGGGAAACGGCGUCGUCAACCACAAGCCUGAGAAGCUCCAUUCUUGACUACCGACGCGAAAACGGGAGAACGUAUCAUCGAUUCAAGGAUGGAAGUGGAGUACAACCUUCCCACGACGAGCGAGAGAAUGAAAGGCUAGACCUGCAGCACCAUUUGUUUCUCCGAACCUUCGACAACAAACUUGGUCUCGCCCCACCAAACCUGCCCGGUUCCAACGUCGAACGAGUUCUCGACGUGGGCACUGGAACAGGUAUUUGGGCAAUUGGCUUUGCGGAUGAUCAUCCUGAGGCCAAGGUUCUCGGGAUCGACCUUUCUCCCAUUCAGCCUAGCUUUGUCCCUGCCAAUGUGGAGUUCCAGAUCGACGAUAUUGACGAGGAGUGGAAUUAUUCUGCGCCGUUUACUUACAUUCACAGCAGAAUGAUGAACAUGAGCAUUCAGAACUGGGAGGAUUAUCUACGCAAAAUCUUUGAUAAUCUUGCUCCAGGCGGCUACGUCGAACUCCAAGAUAUUGAUGCUUUCAUGAAGUCUGACGACGGUACGCUUACCGAAGCACAUGCACUAUCGAAAUGGUGUAAGCUUCUACGUGAAGCAGCGGUCAAAUUUGGUCGCCCGUACAUACCAACCAAGGAAUUGAGGAACAUCAUGGACAAAGUUGGAUUCACCAACAUCGUUGAAACUCGUUUCAAGUGGCCGUCAAACUGCUGGCCCAAGGACAAAGAAUACAAGGACCUCGGAGCAUGGAACAAUGAGAACACGAACCUUGUUCUUGAAUCAAUCAGUUUAGCACCAUUAACGAGGGGCCUUGAUUGGACUAUCGAGGAAGUCAAUGUUCUUUUAGUUGAUGUGAGAAAAGAGUUGAAUGAUCCAAACAUUCAUGCCUACUGGCCAAUUUGCUCAGUUUAUGGAAGGAAACCAGAAGUUUGA
Molecule: messenger RNA, 1005 nt
Organism: Fusarium proliferatum ET1
Lineage: Eukaryota; Fungi; Ascomycota; Sordariomycetes; Hypocreales; Nectriaceae
Exons: 9
Coding region: 1-1005 (334 amino acids)
Molecular function (GO): methyltransferase activity
Source: RefSeq, a predicted model, not a curated record